This is a messenger RNA of Trichoderma asperellum CBS 433.97, 915 nucleotides long. RefSeq lists its product as uncharacterized. The record is from RefSeq and is a predicted model, not a curated record. Lineage: Eukaryota; Fungi; Ascomycota; Sordariomycetes; Hypocreales; Hypocreaceae.
AUGUGGGAAUUUGCCAUUCUAGACAAUUCAACUCCUGUUGGAUAUAUGCUCCCUCAGCACGUCGCCGAGAUGAAGUGGGACAAUACGAGCUUUAAAGUUUCCAGAGCCAAGCUCAAGAUUCAUCUGAAUCCUGUCAUCAAACCAGGCGACGACAUUGUUGACAUAUGCCGACGCGAAUUUAUACAACUGUGCCAAAAGAAUGCCGAUAAUCUCAAUGGUUGCUUUCAGAAGUGGCUCAAGAAGAGCUCGGAUUUCCAUCCUAUCCGCGGACUUGAUGCUAAGUUGGCCGGCUUGGUCAUUCCUUCAGCUGCCAGAGGAAUAUUUGGUAUCGUGACGACGGGCGUCCACAUGAACAUGUUCACCAUAAGGGGAGGUGGGAUUUAUGUGUGGGUUUCGAGACGCUCUCAAAAUGUCACAUAUGCCAGAAAGCUUGACCAGCUUGUUGCUGGAGCCAUGGAUCCGGAAGACAACAUGGACCCUCUGGUGACUUUGAAACGUGAAGCUAUGGAGGAAGCAGGGCUCUUGGUCGACAUUCAUACGAAAAUGGUUACUUGGAGGGGCGUCUAUGUCGGCAGAGUCACUAGCGAGUCUCUGAUCUCAUUCUAUGAUCAGAAAGACCAUAUUGCCGGCAGUGAGGAGGGACACAUUGAGCCUGGUAUCCGGUACACUUUUGAUUUGGAAGUUAGCCCUGGUUUCAUCCCAUAUCCAGAGGAACCGGAGUCGAUUGACGGAUUUGUGCUGAAGCCAGUGGAAGAGGUGAAGCGUGAUUUGAAGAACGCUGAGUGGAAGCCGAACUGUGGGCUUGUUAUGCUGGACUUUUUACUUCGAAAGGGUGUGGUUAGGGAUGAUGAUGAUGUGAAUUUUGGAUUACUGAGACGCGGCCUUCACAGGAGCCUCCCACUUCGAAUUGAGUGA